Lathyrus oleraceus (garden pea) is the source of this 813-nucleotide messenger RNA. Its product is annotated as protein PHOTOSYSTEM I ASSEMBLY 2, chloroplastic. Bases 105 to 605 code for a protein of 166 amino acids. The transcript has 3 exons. The record is from RefSeq and is a predicted model, not a curated record. Lineage: Eukaryota; Viridiplantae; Streptophyta; Magnoliopsida; Fabales; Fabaceae.
UCAUCAUCGUGAACUACGAGAACCCGGUUACUGAAACAAGCGAUGAGUACGAGGUUGUAUGGAUGAAACCAAAAUUUUGACCGGUACAUGUUCAUCCAGCACAAAUGGCUUCCCCUACUCUUCAAAUGACAACAUCAAAAUUAUUUCUUUGUCCAAACGCUCUAGCGUUGAAGAUUUCGAGUCCCUAUAACACAUUCCCUUUUGGGUCCAAUUUCAAAGUUCAUGUCCUUUCCCCUAAUAACAAUGGUUCAGCAUCUACCUGUUCUUCUCAUGGGUCUGUUUCAAGUUUAAAGAAAGAUGAGAACAGACGCAGAAGUGAUCUCGAAAAUCUGUUUUGUUAUGAUAAAGCUAUCCCAGAAGAAAUCAUUGAAAAGCCUGUUGGUUUAUCUUUGGCCGAGAAAGCAAUCGGUAACAAUUCUCGAUGCACUGAUUGCCAUGCCAAAGGUGCCUUGCUUUGCGCUACUUGUGCUGGUUCUGGUCUAUAUGUGGACUCCAUCAUGGAAAGCCAGGGCAUAAUCGUUAAAGUUCGUUGCCUAGGUUGCGGGGGAACCGGUAAUAUAAUGUGUACAGAAUGCGGGGGACGAGGUCAUCUGGGACACAAAUGAUCUAUGUCUGACUUUUUGGAAUUCUGCUGUACCUAAUGUUUGUGUUGGUAUUGCUUGUAAGUCAUAAUCAUUUUCAAUUUUGUUUAUGUCAAGGAUUUCUACAAUUACAAACCAGAUCAGUCUUAAGUUCUUAAUUGUGUAAACUCGCAGUAUUCUUUUGUCAUACAGAUCGAUUACCUUAAAUAAAUUUACAUGAAAGUUACUUAUA